Debaryomyces hansenii CBS767 is the source of this 858-nucleotide messenger RNA. RefSeq names its product histone acetyltransferase (gene NBN1). The transcript has a single exon. Gene Ontology annotation, cellular component: Rpd3L complex; nucleus; Rpd3L-Expanded complex. Gene Ontology annotation, biological process: regulation of DNA-templated transcription. Bases 1 to 858 code for a protein of 285 amino acids. The record is from RefSeq and is a predicted model, not a curated record. NCBI's taxonomy places the organism in Eukaryota, Fungi, Ascomycota, Pichiomycetes, Serinales, Debaryomycetaceae.
AUGGAUACGACGACUGUGUUAGAUAAGUAUACACAAGAUCUAUCUAAUUUGCCGUUGGAAGUGAAACAUCUAUUACAAGAGUUGAAAAAUAAAGAUGUACAGUUGCAAGAGGCGAGAAAGAGAUAUCAAACAAAAGACAAUCAAAUACAUAAAUUCAUACGAGCAAAUGGGACUUUAACGAAGCAUCCAAAGGAACAACAGAUAUAUAAUAAGGUAGAAGAAGACAUGGUGUUGGUUAAAAAAUUGCAAAAGGAAAAAAUAUUGCUAGCCAAUACUGCGUUGUUUUUGGUAUCCAAGCAUUUGUCAAACUUCGAGACGGAUAUAGCCAAAUUGGAGAAAGAUGAAUUAUUACCUCCUGUCGAUAAUGUGAUGGAACUAGAUACGCCGUCGUCGGAUAUGAACAGUGUGAUCAAUGGGUUAAGUGAUAAUCUUUCCGGUACAACAACUCCUAGAGGACAUUCGGCAUCUACACCGGUAGCAGAUAAUGCAGCAAAUAGCAUGCUCAGAAAAGCACAAAAGAGGAAACAUGCGCUUGGUAUGAAGGGAGCGAGUGGUUUAACGAGGCCGUCGAAGAGAAUGAAGUCGGAAGAUUUCGAGGACAAGAAAUAUGAUAAUGACUCGUUAUCUAGACCUAAUGAAGGGCCAGGUAACAACGGCGAGGACGCUGAUAACAACCUAUACUGUUUCUGUCAACGAGUCUCGUUUGGAGAAAUGAUUGGGUGUGACAACGACGACUGUAAAUUCGAGUGGUUCCACUGGAGCUGUGUCGGUAUCACUGCACCACCCAAGGACGACGAAAUUUGGUACUGCCCAGACUGUGCUCCAAAAAUGGAGAAGAGAAAGAAGAAGAGAAAGUAG